GGGAAGAGGAGCGCAUUAUAAGAAGAGAAUGAACCCGGAGGAGCGUCAAAACAUUUCAACCACAGCCGAGAGAGAGGAGGCGAGAGGGAGACAGAGGCGAUAUGAGAUGUAGGCACAGAGGAAAACGGCAAAGCGAUCAGGAUGAAGACUUAAAAACGCGGAGAUUUUUCUUCUUUUUUUUUUUUACUACAAGGGCUGCAAGUCUGCUUUACAUUACCCGAAGACGGUACUUGUGCAAAACCAGCAUCAGCACACUGUGAGGAAUCUGCGAGAUAAAAAAAAAAAAAAAAAAGUGCGGUCCGACGUCGCACUCCUCUUGCGCCCGGCGCGCCUCGUUGUCUCAGCGCAUCCUGGAUGAGCGCAAAGUAUCGGCUUCAGCACCUGAGGAGAGGACAGCUCCUCCGGACCUCCUGUCCAAAACCCCCCCCCCCCCUCCCCCACCAAAACAAACUCUUGCUGCAGCUUUUAAUGUCAACACUUCCACUUCGACUCUCAGCCUGACAAGUCUGGAAGAAGUCUGAAGAUCCGCUGACGGAGAGAUCCGCGACUGACUGUGUGCUCAAUAUGUACCAGGGGCAUUUACAGGGGAAAGACUCUAGGGCUGCAGAUAAGACUGUUGCCAUGGUCCUGAAGGAGAUACCAAGUAAGGCGUCAUCAGAAGGGAAGCCCCUCCUCACGGUGACUACCAAGCUGGUGAGUGAGCAACAAGAGAGCCGCCCGCUUCUAAGCCCUUCCAUUGACGAUUUCCUCUGCGAGACCAAGUGUGAUGGGGUUUCCCGCCCAGUGACUUCCAACACAGCUGUUCUGUCUUCAACGCUGGACCUGCUGGAUCUCAGUGAACCUGGUGAGAGGAGGAACAGCAAGGACAGGAAGAGUCCCCUGUCAUCCCGGGGCAACGGCCAGAAGAACAACUCUCACAAGAAGAAGACGGAUGAGACGGAGCUUAUCCAGGUGGAAGUUGAACAGACAGGACCAAACAUGCGGACACCAGAGAGGGCGUCACUAGACUCAGUUACCAUUGGUUCACCGUUGGAUAAAUGGGAAGAGCUGAACCCUGAGCGAAAUGGCAACAGAAAAUGGAAGAUGGAGAGACGGCGUUCAUCUAAAAAUUCAUCUAAUGAAUUUCUGUGGUCCAUAGACUGUAAAACUCAAUUAGAGACACUGAAUAAGAACUCCGUGGAAGCAAAUACCAAAGUUGAGCCAGAGUCUGCCCUUGCAUCUCAACUCAACAGGCAGUAUAUUAGUGGAAGACAUGCUCGUCUCAGUAAGGAGCAGCGGUGGGGCAGCGCCCUCCUGUCCAGACAUCAGUCCCUGGAGGAGGAGUUUGAGCGAGCCAAGGCUGCUGUUGAGUCGGAUACCGAGUUCUGGGAUAAGAUGCAGGCAGAGUGGGAAGAGCUUGCUCGACGGAACUGGCUUACGGAGAACGAACAAGCACAGAUUCCCUCCUCUGUCUCUCCACAUGAGAAGGGUUACUACUUCCACACAGAUAAUCCUUAUAAGGACUUGCCUAACGCAUUUGAAGAGGGACUAAAGAAGUCUCGAGAGGGAGACUUGCCAAACGCUGUGCUUUUGCUGGAAGCAGCUGUCUUGCAGGACCCUCAUGAUUCAGAGGCUUGGCAAGUGUUGGGAACCACCCAGGCUGAAAAUGAGAAUGAGCAGUCAGCAAUUGUCUCCCUCCAGAGGUGUUUGGAGCUCCACCCCAACAACCUUCAGGCCCUGAUGGCUUUGGCAGUCAGUCUGACCAACACCGGUAUGCGCUACGACGCCUGCGAGGCCCUGCUCCGCUGGCUGCGACACAAUCCAAAGUACAAGCACCUGCUGAAGGGCAAGACCCACCUGGUGGAAUCCCCUAACUCCCAACGUAGGAUGUCUCAUGCUCCCAACAUGGGAAGACACGAAAGCUCUCUGCUGCCUGAGGCCAAGGAGCUCUUUCUGGAAGCAGUUCAGCACAACUCUGACAGCAUCGACCCGGAUUUGCAGACAGGCCUCGGGGUGCUCUACAACCUCAGCAGCGAGUUCAACAAAGCUGUGGAGGCCUUCAAUACGGCCCUGUCAGUACGGCCUGAGGACUACUUGUUAUGGAACCGCCUGGGGGCCACGCUGGCGAACGGGGACCGGAGCGAGGAGGCUGUGGAGGCUUAUACGCGAGCCCUAGAGCUGCAGCCGGGGUUCAUCAGGUCUCGGUACAACCUGGGCAUCAGCUGCAUUAACCUCGGGGCACACAGAGAGGCGGCCAGCAACUUUCUGACCGCCCUAAGCCUUCAGAGGAAAAGCCGGAGUCGCCAGCAGUCCCAUGAGGUGAUGUCUGGAAACAUCUGGGCUGCUCUGAGGAUAGCUUUAUCCAUGAUGGACCAGCCUGAACUCUUCCAGGCUGCAAAUAUCGGUGACCUGGAUCUUCUCAUGCGAGCCUUCAACCUAGACAUAUGAGGAAUGGGAGGUAGUGAUGAUCUAGCAUCUCCCCCUUCAGUUUCUACCCAACAGCCAAAAGCCCAAAGUGCACACAUCGGAAAGCUUUGGAUCUGAUGUAAGAGACAAGAGUGUGGUUUUUAUGCACGUUAAAAUUAACUAUGGUUGUCAAAGUUGUUAUAUUUUUCGCCCCAAGUACCUCGGAGCAGUUCUGAGGACAGGUUUUUCCAAGUGCUUGAAGUGACUGCUUUGUGAUGGAUUUGCACUGCAAUUUGUGAUUUCCCUGAAGAGCACAAGGACAGGCAAAGAUUGUAUGAGCAAUGCCUUAGAGAACACAUCAAUUAAAAACUGACUCAUCCAGUGGAACAGAGCUGAACCGGGAGAGACGGGCAGACAGACAGUUUGAGAAUCUCACAGAGGAGCCCUCACAUGCCGUUUGCAGAGAAGAGAGGAGGUUUUGAGGGGGGGAAAAAAGGUUCCUUAUCCAAUUACUUUCAAAGACUCAAGACUGUCUCACCAUCCUGAAGGAUGUAUUCAGUGAGCAAAAUGAUAAAGACUGCACCAUAUGACCUGGAACUCCAAAUUCUGUUCCUGGCUUGUUUUCAUCCUCUUUCAGUGGAGAAUAAUGAUACUGCAUGAAUAAGCAUUUUCAUAAAAGGAUUCUUGUUUAAAGUUAACAUACUUUUAGAAGUUUUCCCUUUGCACUUCAGACAAACAGAUAACUUCCUCAGUCCAAGUGGAAUGUGCAAGCCAGGUUGUAAAGCCUUACUCAAAUGCAUGCGAACAACAAUAUUCAUUUAUACUAUUUUUAUGGCAACACAAAAACACUAAGCCAUUUCCAGACUGGUUUCAAUUUCUAUAAAUAACUAUUGUCUUCUGAA
Messenger RNA from Thunnus maccoyii (southern bluefin tuna), 3287 nucleotides. It is a transcript of the gene pex5la, whose product is annotated as peroxisomal biogenesis factor 5-like a. Gene Ontology annotation, biological process: protein import into peroxisome matrix, docking. Lineage: Eukaryota; Metazoa; Chordata; Actinopteri; Scombriformes; Scombridae. The record is from RefSeq and is a predicted model, not a curated record. Gene Ontology annotation, molecular function: protein binding. The coding region runs from base 565 to 2427 and encodes 620 amino acids. The transcript has 15 exons. Gene Ontology annotation, cellular component: peroxisomal membrane; cytosol.